Molecule: messenger RNA, 714 nt
Organism: Eimeria tenella
Lineage: Eukaryota; Apicomplexa; Conoidasida; Eucoccidiorida; Eimeriidae
Product: ribosome recycling factor domain-containing protein, putative
Exons: 5
Coding region: 1-714 (237 amino acids)
Biological process (GO): translation
Cellular component (GO): mitochondrion
Molecular function (GO): ribosomal large subunit binding
Source: RefSeq, a predicted model, not a curated record
AUGAAAAGAAUGUUAAAGAAAAUAAAUGUUGUGAGAGAAGAAGAAGCAGCAGAAGCAGGGAGUUGGAGGGAGCAGCAGCAGCAGCAGCAGCAGCAGCAGCACAGGCGAGGCGGCAAGGCCGCGGGGUGCUUCGAUCUGCAGGCGGCCGAAGCUGCAGCAGAAGCAGCAGCAGCAGCAGCGCAGCAGCAAAUGAAUGAACAGCUGCAGCACUUGGCUGCAAGAUUAAAAGAAAUGAAUCUCUCCAGACCUCAAGUCGAAACUUUCGAAGAAAUACGAGUGCAAGGCAGCAACAAGCGCCUCGGCGAUUUGUCCCAAGUGCAAAUUAAGGGAAGUUCAGUUGUUGUCCUUUCCUUGUUUUCCGAGCAUAGCCUUCCCAAGGUGAUAUCAGCUUUAAGAAAAGUGGAUGACAACUGGAGGAUUGUGGAGGAGGGGCCGACAACAAUUCGUGUGCAGCUUCCAAAAAUGACUGAAGAGCUGCGCAACUCUUUUGCUGCUCAAGCCAAAGCAGCAGCAGAGGAGUGCAAAGUCCACAUUCGCCGGGUUCGGCAGGAAGCGCGGGGGAAGCUGCGGGUUCUUUUUAAAGACAGCAGCAGCAGCGAAGGCUCCAAAAGAGAUGAAGAGCAGCAGCUGCAGCAAAUCACAGACGCAGCAAUUAAGCAGGCGACGCAGCUCUUGAGCGAGAAGCUCAAGCAGCUCGCUGCCACCCGCGCCUAG